Molecule: messenger RNA, 3060 nt
Organism: Octopus bimaculoides (California two-spot octopus)
Lineage: Eukaryota; Metazoa; Mollusca; Cephalopoda; Octopoda; Octopodidae
Biological process (GO): regulation of transcription by RNA polymerase II
Molecular function (GO): RNA polymerase II cis-regulatory region sequence-specific DNA binding; DNA-binding transcription factor activity
Source: RefSeq, a predicted model, not a curated record
CUGACUGGAUUCAACUUUGUUUUGUUUCCAUUGAAAACAUUACUUUUGCUGUUCUGUUUGUGUCUCUCAUGUUCGCCUCAUUUUACACACGUUAUGUCUUGUUUGUUAUAUGUAAAAUAAGUGUCAAUUCUACAGCUACAAUUGCUGUUGCAAGAUGUGUUGAGAUUCUCCCUGACUUCGUGGUUUUCAACUUUUUUUUACCUGAGGUCAUCUCAUGACCCCAAAACGUCCAUGUAAUAUUGAAGAACAUUGGUAUGAAAGAACUGUUUCCAUCAGAUUGAUCAUCAAUAUUUAUGAAGACUAAAAGGAGACAUUACCCAGAUCUUAUAGAAUUAUGUUUUGAUAAAUCUGUUUGUGAAAUAUUUCUUUGGAACUGAGAUCAAUGGCAUUGUCUGAAAUAUGUAGAACAGGAUUUCUAUUCUGAUUAACAACAGAUGUCAUCAAUUAAUAUUUCAUUAGAGAACAGCAGAUAUCAUCAGUUACUGUUUCAAAAGGUUUUGCAUGGAUACAGCCACCAUCGAAAGAAAGUGAUUAUUUUACGGCACUUAUCAAUAAUUAGAUUGGAAAUUUCAUUGUGCAAGAGACAAACAAUUAUAAUUUUUGUACUUAUUUAAAUUGAAAAUAAGUAUAAAAAUAACCUUUAAGAAAAGAGAUUUUGGGGGACGGGACCAGUUUGGCACACACGUGCAUGCAACCGUUUACUGCCACUUAGGGCUAAACAUGGACAAAUUAAAAUCAGAUCUAUACAAUCUCAAAAUAUUAAUGUUUACAGUUGAUGGAAACCUUAAGGCAGAAAUAUUUUUAAGGAAUAGAAUACACAAACAAAAUUCAGAACAAUGUCUAAAUAUUGUGAUGCAAAAACUUUGAAAAAUUAUUCAAGAAUCUUGAAGGAGUGAUUUCUCUUGAAGACAUGUUGAAAGGAAUAAGAAAAUUAUCAUAUGACUGUGGUAUCUGUAAAAAGUCCUUCUCUCUAAAACAAAGUCUCACUACUCACAAACAUAUUCAUACAGGAGAGAAACCCUAUCAGUGUGAUAUCUGUGGUAAAUCAUUCUCUCAUAAUAGUAAUCUUUCUAAACACAAACAUAUUCAUACAGGAGAGAAACCCUAUCAGUGUGAUAUCUGUGGUAAAUCAUUCUCUCAGAAUGGUCACUUAAUUACACACAAACGUAUUCACACUGGAGAGAGGCCAUACCAGUGUGAUAUCUGUGGUCAAUCCUUCUCUCGGAAUGGUCAAGUAAUUACACACAAACGCGUUCACACAGGAGAGAAGCCAUACCAUUGUGAUGUUUGUAAUAAAGCAUUCACUCGAAAGGAUUUCUUGAUUAAACACAAAUGCAUUCACACAAAAGAGACACUAUAUCAUUGUGAUAUCUGUGAUAAAUCAUUCCCUGAUAAGGGUAGCUUAACUAUACAUAAACAUGUUCAUACAGGAGAGAAACCAUAUCAGUGUGAUAUCUGUGGUAAAUCAUUCUCUCAAAAUAGUGAAUUAACCAGACACAAAUGUAUUCAUACAAAAGAAAAGCCAUACCAUUGUGAUAUCUGUGGCAAAUCAUUCUUUCUGAAUCAUAGCUUAACUUCACACAAACAAAGUCACACAAGAAAGAAACCAUAUCAGUGUGACGUCUGUGGUAAAGCAUUCUCUAUAAGUACUAAUUUAAUAAGGCACAAACGUACUCAUACAGGAGAGAAGCCAUAUCACUGUGAUAUCUGUGGUACAUCAUUCUCUGUAAGUAGUGCAUUAACCAGCCACAAGCGAAUUCAUACAGGAGAGACACCAUAUCAUUGUGAUACCUGUGGUAAAUCAUUCUCUGUAUAUCAUGGCUUAACUUACCACAAACGAAGCCACACAAGAGAGAAACCAUAUCAGUGUAACAUCUGUGGUAAAGCAUUCUGUAAAAGUUCUGACUUGAUAAGGCACAGACGUAUUCAUACAGGAGAGAAGCCAUAUGAGUGUGUUGUCUGUGGUAAGUCAUUCUCAGAUUGUGGUAACUUAAAUAAGCACAAACGUAUUCAUACAGGAGAGAAGCCAUAUGUGUGUAUUGUCUGUGGUAAAGGAUUCCUUCAAACAGGUCAUUUGACAACACAUGUAUCUACUCACAUAGAAAUUUAACUGUAUCAAUUCCAAAAGCCAUUGCAACGUACAACAACAAUAAAAGUUUAAAAAUCACUUUUGUUCAUAAAUGUACAGUUAAACUUUCUGGGUGAUAAAUAGUUUAGUUACCCCUUGAGACAAGCAGGGAUAUGGUACACUUAUUCUAAAUCUACAGUAUACUGAAAUAAUAACUAUUCUUUUUCCUCUGGGCACAAGGCCUAAAAUAGGGGCACAGAUUGGGGCUUGUUGAACAUCCACAUGGUUACUCAACUGGUACUCUUUUAUGACCCAAAAAGGGUGAAAGGAUCAGAGCCAACAUGUGCAGAAAUUUGAACUAUGGACAUAAAGACAGACUGAAUACCACCAAACAUUUUCUGUAACAUUACCAUUUCUGUCAGUUUACCAAUUCAUGCACAUAAUGAUAAUACAUGAGUUGCAUUCUGGCAGAUAAUCAUAUCUUCAUAAUAUUUGGUGUGAUUAAAAUUUGAAUCUGAAAUUAAGCAGUAAGGAACAACAAAAUGCAUAGAAUGUAUAUAUUUUAUUUUGUUUUUAUUUUAUUAGCUCCACCUUUGCGAAGGCAGAGGUAUUGUUCUCAGUCAUGUUUGUUUGUUUGUUUGUCCAUGGACAAGAUAUCUCAAGACCUGCUGGAUGGAUUCAGAUGAAGCUUUCAGGGGAUGUUUGGCCUCAUGAUUGGCACAAACUGAUUAGAUUUUGAGAUCGAUCCAGUACCGGACAAGGAUUUUGGAUUUUUUUUCUACUUAAUUUUUGAGAGCAGUCAGGUUCAUUUUUAGUAUUCUCAUUUGUGAGAGCAGUUGAGUAUAUUUCAGAUAUUCUCAUUUUAAAAAUCAUCUCUGGUUACUCUUUGAGAGGACGUUGGUGUUGCCAUGGUGGAGGUUUGCACUCUGAGUGUUCUUGUUAUAUUUUAUUUUAUUUUUCUUUGCAUAUUAAAAAGUUAAGAUUUCUGGUCA